This is a messenger RNA of Nanorana parkeri, 1390 nucleotides long. RefSeq names its product neutrophil cytosolic factor 4 (gene NCF4). Bases 13 to 1044 code for a protein of 343 amino acids. The record is from RefSeq and is a predicted model, not a curated record. Gene Ontology annotation, cellular component: NADPH oxidase complex. Gene Ontology annotation, biological process: phagocytosis; superoxide anion generation; respiratory burst. The transcript has 10 exons. Lineage: Eukaryota; Metazoa; Chordata; Amphibia; Anura; Dicroglossidae. Gene Ontology annotation, molecular function: protein binding; superoxide-generating NADPH oxidase activator activity; phosphatidylinositol binding.
AAUUUCCUGAUAAUGUCCCUCCCUCGUCAGCUCAGGGAUGAGAGUGACUUUGAACAACUGGCAGAAGAUGUUGCAGUGUCUGCCCACAUUGCUGAUGUUGAGGAGAGAAGAGGGUUCUCAGUAUACUAUACAUUUGUAAUUGAAGUUAAAACAAAAGGAGGCAGUAAGUAUAUUAUAUACAGAAGAUACAGUGAGUUCUUCACACUGCACACUAAGCUAGAGGAGAACUAUGGACCAGAGAAAGAGGUUGCACCAUACAUAUGCUCCCUGCCCCCUUUCCCAGGAAAGAUUUAUGUUGGAAACAAGAAGGAUAUUGCUGAAGGUCGCAUCCCUCUUCUCAACACUUACAUGAAGGGCCUGUUGAAUUUCCCAGUAUGGCUUCUACUAGAUGAAGACCUUAGGAUAUUUUUCUACCAGACAACCUUUGACAGUGAAAGCGUCCCACGUGCCCUGCGCAGGUUACGCCCUCCAACUCGUAAAAUUAAGAAAAACUCCCAACAUAUUUCAGAAAUGGAGCGACCCAGAGCAGAGGCUUUAUUUGACUUUAAAGGAAAUGCUGCUCAAGAAUUGAACUUCAAGAGUGGAGAACUUGUAUAUCUUCUCAGUCGAGUAAACAGAGAAUGGCUAGAGGGAUCCGUGGCUGAUCGAGUAGGUAUUUUCCCACAAUCCUUUGUGAGAAUCAUCAAAGACCUACCUGAAGAGAAGUUUCCAGUGAGCUGGCUACGUUGCUAUUUUCAUGAUUAUGACAGGUGUCACAUCAGAGAUAUCUCCUUAGAAGAAGAUGUGAAGAAUCUUCCCACUUACAAGGAGCUGUUGGAGCUAAUAAGAACUCAGUUCCCUGGGAAUGAUGUGGCCCUGAAUAUAAAAGAUGCAGAUGGUGACCUGAUUCGCCUGUUAGACAACAAUGACAUAGAGCUUCUUUACACAAGAGGAAAGAGGAAGACUUACAAAGAAAACUUCUUCUCCUGGGAGUUACACAUAACACACAGCGAGGACCUGGAUGCAUACAGUAAUGGAGCUGAAGAAUAUAGUCACACAGCAUAGGCGCACAAUGCAUUGUAUCCAAGAACAGUGACAAAGAACUCCAGGCUGGCAAUAAAUAAGAACAAAACAUGACCAAAGAAGCUUUGUUUUUUGAAAAUGCCACGGUGUGUAAGCGUGUAAAGUCAGUGCACAUACUGUAUUCAGGAAGUACAUUCAAUUCAGGAGUAAACUGCUGCCUCACACCACAAUCCAUCUGCUAUUCAUUUUAUUGGCAGAAGCAUCAUCAAUCAUAGGCAGCUCCUGGGGGCAUUACAGAUGUCUUCAAAGCCCCUCAAGAGCAGGAAAGAAAUGACAGAUGUUAUUAAUUAUAUUUUUUUCUUUUUAUCCCUCCCAUUCUCUCCUCCUU